Lactuca saligna is the source of this 3967-nucleotide messenger RNA. The record is from the annotation of a GenBank genome assembly. NCBI's taxonomy places the organism in Eukaryota, Viridiplantae, Streptophyta, Magnoliopsida, Asterales, Asteraceae.
AUGAGUAAACAGAGCAAAGUCAGCAGCAAUGGAUCAUUCCGAUCCAUUUUCAUGCAUGCCGACGCUGCCGACAUGUUUCUGAUGGCUCUUGGUUUCUUAGGUGCCGUCGGCGAUGGAAUUGUGGUGCCGACGACGCUUUAUAUCACCAGCACCAUCAUGAACAACAUCGGCGACUCCCCUUCUUUUUCCCCUCAUGUCUUAGCUGACGAAAUCAACAAGAAUGCAGUAUAUCUUUGUUUCAUGGCUAUCGGAAAAUGGAUAGCAUGUUUUCUUGAGGGGUAUUGCUGGGCAAGAACAGCAGAGAGGCAAGCAUCAAGAUUGAGGUCGGAUUAUUUGAAAGCGGUUUUAAGGCAAGAAGUGGCGUAUUUCGACUUGAAUGUUACAAGCACAGCUGAAAUCAUUACAAGUGUUUCCAAUGAUAGUCUCGUAAUUCAAGAAGUCAUCAGCGAAAAGGUGCCAAUGUUUGUGAUGUAUGUGUCGCUUUUUGCUGGAGCUUAUGUUGUGGCUUUUAUGAUGCUAUGGAGGCUAGCGAUUGUUGCGCUUCCAUUUGUUAUUGUUUUAGUUAUACCUGGUUUGAUUUAUGGAAGGGUUCUGAUGAGGUUAUCAAGAAAGAUCAGGGAGGAGUAUAAUAAGGCUGGUGUGGUGGCAGAACAAGCGAUAUCUUCCGUGAGGACUGUUUAUUCAUUUGUGGGUGAAAAUAAGACGAUAACAGAGUACUCUGAUGCUCUUGAAGGAAGUGUGAAGUUGGGAUUAAAGCAGGGAUUGGCUAAAGGAAUAGCGAUUGGCAGCAAUGGUGUGUCUUAUGCAAUCUGGUCUUUCUUGUGUUGGUAUGGUAGUAGGAUGGUGAUGUACCAUGGCGCAAGAGGAGGAACCGUGUUUGCUGUCGGAGCUCUCAUCACCCUUGGUGGAAUAUCAUUAGGUUCUGGAUUAUCGGACUUGAGGUACUUCACGGAUGCAAUGGUUGCUAGUGAGCGUAUAAGAGAAGUGAUCAAAAGAGUUCCAGAAAUUGAUUCAUACAACAUGGAAGGAGAGAUAUUACAACAAGUCUCUGGAGAAGUGGAAUUCAAGAACAUAAAGUUUGCGUACCCAUCAAGGCCGGAAUCGGUGAUAUUCAAAGACUUCAACUUAAAAGUUCCAGCAGGGAAGGCGGUGGCGUUGGUAGGUGGGAGUGGAUCUGGUAAAUCCACUGUGAUUGCAUUGUUGCAGAGGUUUUAUGAUCCUCAAGGUGGAGAGAUUUGUGUAGAUGGGGUGAGAAUUGACAAGCUCCAACUAAAAUGGCUAAGAUCACAAAUGGGGUUGGUGAGCCAGGAGCCUGCUUUAUUUGCGACAUCCAUUAAAGAUAACAUACUUUUUGGCAAAGAAGAUGCCACCAUGGAAGAAGUCAUUGAAGCUUCCAAAGCUGCAAAUGCUCAUAACUUCAUCUCUCAGUUGCCUCAUACCUAUGACACCCAGGUGGGUGAAAGAGGAAUUCAGAUGUCGGGUGGGCAAAAGCAAAGAAUUGCAAUUGCCCGUGCAAUAAUCAAGUCACCUCGUAUCCUUCUGUUGGACGAGGCCACAAGCGCACUCGACUCAGAAUCAGAACGAGUAGUUCAGGAUGCUCUUGACCGUGUUUCUGUUAGUCGAACAACCAUCGUCAUAGCUCAUCGUCUUUCCACAAUCAAAAACGCGAACAUUAUAGUAGUGGUCCAAAAUGGCCAGGUAGUCGAGUCUGGCUCCCAUGAUCACCUCAUUCAACUUGAAAACGGGUUCUACAAAUCCCUAAUUCGUCUCCAAGAAACUAAACAAAAUGAUGAACCCUAUAAUCCUUGCCCACCUGGACCUUUAUCAGUCUCUUCAACAUACGAUGUCCAUAAAACCAACGACAUGGUUAGCCUUUUGAGUUCUGCAAAUACAGCCAACCACGGUGGAGUAAACAACUUAAGCUCACAGGUUAACAAAGUAUUUCCCGUGCCAUCCUUCAAGAGACUAUUAGCAAUGAACAUGCCUGAAUAUAGGCAAGCACUGUGUGGAAGCAUGGCUGCAAUUCUAUUUGGUGCAGUUCAGCCAGUUUAUUCUUUCGGAUUAGGGUCGAUGAUUUCGGUAUACUUCUUGGUCGAUCAUGAUGAGAUGAAGCACAAAACGAUGAUUUAUUCACUGUGUUUUGCUGGUCUGGCAAUUUUCACGAUGGUUAUCAACAUCAUUCAACAUUAUAGUUUUGCAACCAUGGGUGAGUACUUGACGAAGAGGGUUCGGGAAAAGAUGUUGUCAAAGAUACUCUCCUUUGAAAUCGGGUGGUUCGAUCAGGAUGAAAAUGCAACAGGAGCCAUAUGUUCGAGGCUUGCUAAAGAUGCCAGUGUGGUGAGAUCUUUGGUGGGUGAUCGAUGCGCACUUUUGAUUCAGACGUCCUCUGCUGUGACGGUUGCUUUCACAUUGGGUUUGGUGAUCUCGUGGAGACUAGCAUUAGUUAUGAUUGCUGUUCAACCGAUUGUAAUUAUGUGCUUCUAUAGCAAAAGAGUUUUGUUAAAGAACAUGUCACAAAUAGCCACGAAAGCACAAGAAGAAAGCAGCAAGCUUGCAGCCGAAGCUGUCUCGAAUCUACGUAGUGUCACUGCCUUUUCAUCACAAACACGAAUCCUCAAAAUGCUCCAAGAGACCCAAAAAGCACCAAUACACGAAAGCAUCAGGCAAGCUUGGUAUGCUGGAUUUGGGCUUGCCUUUUCUCAAAGCCUUAUGCCAUGUAUGUGGGCUCUAGACUUUUGGUACGCUGGGAUAUUAAUUUGUGAUGGUCAACUUGGUGCCAAAGCACUUUUCCAGACAUAUAUUAUCUUGGUAAACACCGGCAAGGUGAUUGCGGAUGCCGGGACCAUGACAAAUGAUUUAGCCAAAGGGACUGAUGCGGUGCAGUCUGUGUUUGCGGUUUUGGACCGUCACACCUUGAUAGAGCCUGAAGAUCUUGAUGGUGAGAUGCCUAAGAUCAUUACAGGCUCCAUAGAGAUACGUGAUGUGGACUUUGCAUAUCCUUCUCGGCCUGACAUCAUGAUCCUUACAGGAUUCUCAAUUGAUAUUGAAGCCGGGAAAUCAACUGCAUUGGUGGGACAAAGUGGGUCCGGGAAAUCGACCGUUAUCGGGCUUAUUGAGCGUUUUUACGACCCAAUGAAAGGAGUUGUGAAAAUCGAUGGAAGAGAUAUAAGGUCGUACCAUUUAAGAAGUUUGAGGAAAUAUAUCGCACUUGUGAGCCAAGAGCCUGCGUUAUUCGCUGGUACUAUUCGUGAAAACAUCAUAUACGGGGCUUCUGGGGAAAUUAGUGAAUCGGAAGUCAUUGAGGCUGCUAAAGCAGCCAAUGCUCAUGAUUUCAUAGCGGUUCUGAAAGACGGAUAUGACACACAGUGCGGUGACCGAGGGGUACAACUCUCUGGAGGACAAAAACAACGUGUUGCUAUAGCCCGUGCCAUAUUGAAAAACCCAAUAAUUUUGUUACUAGACGAAGCUACGAGUGCAUUAGAUAGUCAAUCAGAGAAAGUAGUGCAAGAUGCAUUAGAGCAAAUGAUGGUGGGGAGGACUAGUGUGGUGGUGGCCCACCGGUUGAGUACCAUACAAAGUUGCAACACCAUCGCGGUUUUGGAGAAAGGGAAGGUGGUCGAGAAAGGUAAUCAUAGUUCAUUGUUAGCGAAAGGGCCAACUGGAGCUUACUAUUCGUUAGUUGGUCUUCAAAAGCCUAAUUCUGCUAAUCGUAUGACUAACUAAAACUAAGUGUGAACUAGGAAACUUCAAGCUCCUGCUUGGAAGAUUGCAACUAUUGAAGUAAAACAAUUUUGACGUGUUUUGUGACAUUUGAGGAUGUUAUAUACUUGUUAGAAAGGUUUGAAAUGCAGAUCAUUAGUAAGGUCGAAAUAAAAAUAGUUGAUGUAUAUGUAACUCAAAAUACGCCAAAUAAUCCUACUUGAUCGUUUUACCAUAUGAAUGUUUUGAAAUCCAUAUGACUUCAAUA